Molecule: messenger RNA, 762 nt
Organism: Metarhizium brunneum ARSEF 3297
Lineage: Eukaryota; Fungi; Ascomycota; Sordariomycetes; Hypocreales; Clavicipitaceae
Source: RefSeq, a predicted model, not a curated record
AUGGCACAGCCCGAGCCCUCUCUCCCGGGCGCCGACCGCAUCCGCUCCCUCAAAGAUGAAGAGUCUAUAUUCCAAGCCUUCGACGCAUAUCCCUGGACAAAAGACACAAUGUUCCUCUCCGGUCUGUCCGCCAUCCUCGGCCCCCCAGACACACCCGGCUCCCCGUCAGACAUGGCCGUCCACGCCCGCAUCUUCUACUACGCCCAGCGCAUAGGCGUCCAAAUCGACUUUGCCCAAUACAAAGACUGGCUGUCCAGACACCCGGGCCACACACCGCCCCAAGUCCUACCGGAAGAAUACCGCUCCCCUUCCGCGCCCUCGCCCUCUGAACCUCCGCUCCCCUGGCAACAAGCCGCCCCCAAGGCCGAUCUCUACGUCGACCGUAAAGCCGCAGCUGAGAAUGCGACCGGCGACCAACCCAGCUACCCGAUGGGCUUUGCCGAGAUGCUCAAGCUGUUGCAGGAAGGGAAGCCCAUUCCCGGGAUAAAGCAGAUUCCCAAUACCGUUGUCAGGGAUCCGGUAAGUCUUGAGCCAAUUUUCGUAAAAUCACUUGUGCUCGCCUGGCAAGAAGCUCAGACUCAUCCUUCGUCACAGUCAGUCAAACCCGUUGGUUCUCGGGCAGCUCCCAAGAAGCCCUGGGAACGGGACAACCCUCAGAUGGCCCCGGAAGUGAAUCUUCCCAAAGCUCUCGACACCGAGUUUCCUCAACUAGACACCGAGACUGCUGAGGCAACAUCGGCAGCUGAUCCCGUAGCUUCAUAA